Cladocopium goreaui is the source of this 1425-nucleotide messenger RNA. The record is from the annotation of a GenBank genome assembly. Lineage: Eukaryota; Dinophyceae; Suessiales; Symbiodiniaceae.
GAUCUGUUUUCGGAUGUUUUCAGCCUGAAGAGGCAUUUUCCACCUUGGGCCGCCUUAUGCCCAGUGACUUCUUGUUGUUUGCACAUUAUGGCGAGCCGACGUUUGGCGACCACUCUACAUUUGCUGUUCUGCUUGGCUGAUGCCAAGCAGAUGAAUCAGUUAUUACGGCGCGAGCCCUCCACCGUGACGGAGAUCACCCCUGCCUCCAUCACGGCCAAAGUGGCCACUGACAUCAGCUUCACGGGGGGUACCAACGGAGACAAGGUGCAGUUUGCCUUGGACUGCAAGCAGCUGAGCUCCAGUGGUUGGUUCACCAUCGCGAAAGGCAAGGCCAAGAUCACCCUGGACGACGAAGCCGAGCAACUGAAAUUAUGCUACCAGGCGGCCGGAAAGGCCGACGCGGUGGAAGAGCAGAAUGGCAUUUCCCUCGCCGUUGUGGCUUCUACUAGUGGUGGCAUCGUGACGGCCAUCAGCCCCACUCAGAUCGUGCAAGGUGAGGCUGUUACCAUUACCCUGACUGGUGCAGCAGCAGAUUCGAAGGCUAUCUUCAUCCCCGCGAAGGAUGACUGCAAGAACGCCAUACCCAAGGUCUCCUUGGAUCUCAAAAGUAGGGGUCUCUUCACAGUGAAUGGUGCCGGUGGUAGCUACAAGCUCUGCUACCAAGCCCCUGGGGGAAGCGACUCAGUGGAGCAGAAGCCGGCAGCGGGCGCCAUCGCGCUGAAGGUGGAGCAGGUGCUGACGACCAACGAGGACCAGAUCACGGUCAUUAGCCCGACCGCCAUCGUGUCCAAUGUGCCCACCGUCAUCGAGAUGACGGGCGCGAAGGAGGGUGACAAGGUGAAAGUGGUGAAUCCGGAAAGCUCCUCAUGUGAGCAAGAGGCGCCCCCUGACAAGGACGUGGGCACUGGCCGCGCCUCCAUCACGGUCAGUGGCGCUGGGGUCUACGUGCUGUGCUAUACGGCAAAAGGGGCUGCCGAUUCUGUGCAACAGAGAGGCAUCACCCUAACGGUGAAAGCCGCUGGCGCGGCGCAGAACAUGUUGGGACGCUGGAGCAGCAAAAAUGGGAACUUGGACUGCGCCAAUCUGGCGCAGGUGCCCUAUUGUGGUUCUGCAGGUAUUGCCGCGUGCGAUCAGAGCUACUCCAUCCAGUCUGGCAUUGGCUACAGAUGCUUUUGGAACAAGGCAAAGUGGCCACCCCUCUGCGAUGUGGAUAUGAACACAGAAGACAGGGGCGUCAUCUGUCAGUCCAACUCCUGUGGCGGGGCUCCAUCCAUGUGUUGGUGAGGCGAUGGCGAUGGUAAGGUGACAGGCACCUUUCAGAUCCUUUCAGCGACUUCUGAGUGCUCGAAGCAGCCAGAAGAUAUUCCGAAACACCACCGGAAAAGAUCGGCAGUUGUAAUGGGGAUAUCAUGGGGGUUAUUUUAU